AUGCCUAUCAUUAGCAGGCUCGUCAAAGGAAUCGGCGCAGGCAUUGGAGCAGCAUCAGAGGCUAUCGCCGACCACAAGGAGAAGAAGGCCGCCAGGGAGCGCGGGGUUUCUCCCAACCCUCCAGGCGAAAACCAGGUGGGGGAAAGCUCUCGGUCUAGAUUCGAGUCUGGCGCCCAGUCUGGCCACUCUGAAGACAAGAAAUCUCACGCUCACGCCCACGACGACAAUGACGACGAUUCCUCGAGCAUAAGCAGUUCAGACUUGGACAAUGAUACGGCAGAGUGGGCCCUCGAUGAAGUAGCCGAGGAGCUUGACCAACCGCCUCCUACAUACGACGAAGCAGCAGCUACGAGCCCUGCAUCAGACGAAGAGGUUGCCAGAGCCUUUUUGCACCAACACAAGAUCGUUCCGGCUCCCGUCCAACAACUCACCAAACUCCCAUGUCCAGUCAUCCUCCCCCAACGUCGACCCAAGGAUAAAUCCCGGGGGUUCGUUCGGGCGUAUGCACCGCUACUGGGCGAAUGCGCGGGUAUAGACCAAAAGACGUUUAUCGAUUUUAUUAACGACCUGGACGUGGCCUCCAAGGCCAGUCCGGUCUUCGACGUGAUCAACCUGGCAUGCUUCGCCGUGGGGCUAGUGCCGAAUCCAAUCACGAUGGCCGUUUCCAUUGCGAUCCAGGUCGCCAGCGGCACCGGCAAAGAGCUCCAGUCGCGCUACCGGCGCAACACGUACCUCGACCAAAUCAACGAAUCGCUCUUCAAACCGCGCGGCCUGUACUGCAUGAUCAUGACCUUCAAGCCCGACAACCCGCACGAUCCUGUGAUUGGCAUGGACUUGACGAACCUGGGCCUCAAGUCCAGUACCGACCAGGCUCUCGUUAAGGCGACCUCGAUCCCCGACUCGGAGCUCAAGCAAGCGCUCGCCAAGAUCCGCCUGACCUCCGGCGUCAGUCGUGGUGAGCUUUCCCUCCCGGAAUCUGCACCCCUCGUCUACCCUGCCCUCGACGCCGCCGCUCAAGCCGCGCUCGACAGUGCGGGAGGUACUUCAGGCACCACCGAAAGCCUCCUCCCCGAGAGCACAAAGGACAAGGUGCACUCCUCCUCGGGCUUCCUCGCCAGCUACCUCGACCGGCGCGCCCAGGCCUCGUACGCGGGCAUGCACCCUGACAGCCGACUUGUCAUGCCCCCGCCAGAGAAGAAAUUCGCCUCGCGGUUCUCCGACCCCAACCACCCGGCGAACUCGGGCACCAUCCUCGGCCUCCUCACUGGCGGCCACUUUGACCCGAAAGCCAAGCGCCGCGGUCGUCGGGCCCAGCGCCAGGCGCGCCGCCGCGGCUACGAGCUCAGCGAGACGGACGUGCGCAACGCCGAAAUGGGCAGGUUGCCCCGACGCAGGAAAGGGGUGAUUCGGCGCGUGCUGCACAAGAAUAUUCUCUACCUCACCGUCGUCAAUCUCCCUACCGAAAGUGAGAUGAGGGAGAAUAUGCAGGAGUUAGAGCGAGAGGGGAGGUAG
Molecule: messenger RNA, 1512 nt
Organism: Fonsecaea nubica
Lineage: Eukaryota; Fungi; Ascomycota; Eurotiomycetes; Chaetothyriales; Herpotrichiellaceae
Exons: 1
Coding region: 1-1512 (503 amino acids)
Source: RefSeq, a predicted model, not a curated record